Molecule: messenger RNA, 2541 nt
Organism: Paramormyrops kingsleyae
Lineage: Eukaryota; Metazoa; Chordata; Actinopteri; Osteoglossiformes; Mormyridae
Gene: tmem240a
Product: transmembrane protein 240a
Source: RefSeq, a predicted model, not a curated record
ACCUUCUUCAAAAGCCAUAUAGGUCAAACAUAAAUAUAGCCAGCCUAUCAGUCCCUUGGGUAAGAUCCUCUUCCUUACCUUACGAAUGACCAAGACAUGAGCCCGUAGCCGCAUUUUCCAUUCAAUCUAGUUGCUGGGAACUAAAUGACAAUACGGGCGACCUGGUUCUCAGUGUUUCUGUAUAAUCUGAGCGCUCCCCGUGGUUAAUUGCCUUUCCUUAUGGCUCAUGAUUCGACUCAGCGAUGAUAGUUUGGGAGCCGUACACAAAGCAAGCCCUGCCCUACGGAAUGGCGCAGAAUACAAAUUUGACCUGCAAUGUCACGCACUAAAGAGGGAGAGAUCGUGCGUGAGGGGGGUAAUUCGCCGUUUGUUUUGUGCAUUACUUUACAUCUCAACAUUUAGGGGGAAAAACUGGGGCAUCCUUCCGUAAGGUAUAUCGACCUUUGAUAUCUCUCAGACACACGGAGAAUCGUACGUAGGAACUGGCCACGAUGAAGGGAGCGAGGAGAUAGGAUACGGACAUCUCUUUCCCCGGGCGAUGAUGCAAAAGCCGCCGCAGCAUCUCCACUGGAUUAAGGGGAGGAUCCAAUUCCAACAAGCCUUCGAUCGGACACAGCCGUUACUGAAAUUACAGCAUUAAUGACAGCUAUCAAAUGGACAGUAGGAUUAGUGUUAACCGAGUGAAAAAACCACUUAGUGAAAGACGCCGAUCAGCCGAUGAUUCAGGGAAUUCAUUAAGAAAGCAAAUGGACAACAUUUGAAGGAACAAAUACAUAUCAGGGCAGAGUAGUGGUACCCUUCACUGGGUUUUACCUCCUCCUUCGACCUUGCCCAGAUUUGUGAAUGGUCACGAAACGGAAAGGAAUGCAUUUUUUCUAAGAAAAAUCUUUAAAGAAACAUUAACCCAGACCAGCGUCUCAACCUGUAUUCUCUUACCGGGGAAACCAUUUAUUUCAACUUCAACGUAGGAUACAAUCGCCGCAUAGUGAAAUCAGGAGAGAGACUUUUGCAUGAGCCGCGGAAAUCAGGGCACCUUAUGCCGCGAAACAUUGCGGUCCUUGCCGGGGAGCUAGGAGGUACCGAAGUAUCAGCUGCGGUAAACCUCUAUGGAGAGUCGCUGCUUGGGGCAGGGUGUUUGAUUUGACCGAAACCUUGGACUGAACGUGGGAACGGAGGGAGAAAAAAUCAGUUUGGGAAGUUUUAAUGCAUAUGAUCACCUCCGCGAUGAUCUUUAUGAUUCUGGGGGCUGCAAUGGUGAUGGCGAUAGCGUGUUUAAUGGACAUGAACGCGCUACUGGAUCGCUUUCACAACUAUAUCUUACCGCAUUUACGAGGAGAGGACCGCGUCUGUCAUUGCAACUGUGGAAGGCAUCACGUUCACUAUGUGAUUCCUUAUGAUGGGGACCAGUCUCUGGUGGACUCAUCCGAGAACUACUUUGUGAGUGAGAGUGUGACCAAGCAGGAGAUGGACCUGAUGUUAGGCUUGCUGUUGGGCUUCUGCAUCAGCUGGCUGCUGUUCUGGCUGGAUGGGGCUCUCCACUGUGCCAUGCGAGCCUGGAGGAGCAGCGGACCGUACGAUGGACCUUCUUGGACAUGGAUCCCGCGGUUCUGCAGUCUCCGAGAGCUGCGCAGGGGUGCAGAGUUGGGCCAGCUAGAGGACUCCAGCGGAAACAUGGUGCACAUUAAACAGAAGCUCUAUCACAACGGGCACCCAAGCCCCCGCCAUCUGUAACUGUCAGGCUCCCCCACCUCUGAGGAGUUACUUCUGAAGCCCUUGACAGGACCUGCCGAAGCCUCAGACCAACUUGGACACUUUUUGAUGGCCUGGAUGACGGCAGAAGCUUCUCAAAUGACUUUUUGACACACAGGCUUACCUUACGUCUGUCCAUUGUACUUGGAAUGGGCUUGUUUUUUUAACUUUUUUUCAAAGAGGGGUCUUCUGUACAUACAUUGUUCGUGCCUGGUGUUUAAAAGUGUGCUCAUAUUAGCAUACUAGAGGGGAGGUUUUAUACAUUGGGCAGAGAAAGUGGAGUACUGGAGGAAUGUUUCUGGGGUCAUUUUAAGAAAAUGUGCCAUGGUGGACUGUUGCAGACAGGAAAGGAGAUGGGAAGAAGGGGUUACGGGACAGGGGAACGUGUGGGGGAACGUGUGGGGAAAUGUAUGUGAAAUGAAAGUAAUAGACUACAGGGAAAAUCAAAAUUAAACAAGAGAUUGUUGUGUAUAGUGUAGAUAAUUAGGUUUGCUAUAUUGUGACUGAAUGAAUUUAUUUAAUUUUAUUUGUAUGUAUUGUGGGGGUUGAGUGUGGUACACAGAGUUUUCUGCAUUAAUUAAGCAUUCAUACAUAUAGAAAGCAAAGGAAGUCGGGGGGCAUGUAUUUUGGUUCUUCCCUACUGUUGUCACAGCCCCAUUGCAGAAUGCUCUGAAAUAUUCACAUCAUACCAGCAAACGGCCAAUCAGCCAAUCUCAUACCUUCCUCUUUUGUCCAGACAUUGCUGUUGUGAGGAUAAAAUGUUCGUUUUAUUAAAAGUGCAGAUGAAGCGUA